Molecule: messenger RNA, 714 nt
Organism: Pediculus humanus corporis (human body louse)
Lineage: Eukaryota; Metazoa; Arthropoda; Insecta; Psocodea; Pediculidae
Product: UMP-CMP kinase, putative
Exons: 1
Coding region: 1-714 (237 amino acids)
Biological process (GO): CDP biosynthetic process; 'de novo' pyrimidine nucleobase biosynthetic process; UDP biosynthetic process
Cellular component (GO): cytoplasm; nucleus
Molecular function (GO): UMP kinase activity; ATP binding
Source: RefSeq, a predicted model, not a curated record
AUGUCUUGGACAAGGCGUUUAUAUAAAAAUAUUUUAUUAAAAGUGCAUGCGUGUUCAUUUCCGUUUAAAACGUCAGAGCAAUUAAAUAAUAAUUACAGUAUCGUCAUGUCUGGAGACUGUAAACCAUCAGUAUUUUUUGUACUCGGUGCACCUGGUUCUGGUAAAGGUACUCAGUGUUCGAACAUAAUUAAAAAAUACACAUUUGAACAUUUGUCAGCGGGUGAAUUGCUUAGAACCGAACGUAAUUCUCCCGGAUCAAGAUUUGGCUCUCUUAUUGAAGAACACAUGAAGGGUGGUACCAUUGUCCCGGCAAAGAUAACUUGCAGUUUGCUGGAAAAUGGAAUGCACAAUAGUAACAUGAAUUAUUUUUUAAUCGAUGGAUUUCCAAGGAAUCAAGAAAAUGUAGACGAGUGGAAUAGGGAAAUGUCGAAAAAGGUUAAUCUCCUUGGAGUUUUGUUUUUCGAUUGCAAUGAAAAUGUUUGCAUAAGCAGAUGCUUGAACAGGGGAGCAUCCGGUUCGGGUCGUUCCGAUGACAAUGAGGAUAGCUUAAAAAAAAGAUUUGUCACAUACAAAUCAGAUACCAUGCCAGUAAUAGAUCAUUUUAAAGAAAAGAAAUUAGUUUACACAUUAGACAGUAAUAGAAAUCCUCGUGAUGUUUUUUUAGAUGUUGAAAAAAUUUUAAAUAAAAUCGCUCCUAUGUCUGUUAAAAAAUAA